Glossina fuscipes is the source of this 3915-nucleotide messenger RNA. RefSeq names its product RNA-binding protein fusilli (gene fus). Gene Ontology annotation, biological process: regulation of RNA splicing. The coding region runs from base 689 to 3742 and encodes 1017 amino acids. The record is from RefSeq and is a predicted model, not a curated record. The transcript is spliced from 11 exons. NCBI's taxonomy places the organism in Eukaryota, Metazoa, Arthropoda, Insecta, Diptera, Glossinidae. Gene Ontology annotation, molecular function: mRNA binding. Gene Ontology annotation, cellular component: ribonucleoprotein complex; nucleoplasm.
UAAAAUCUUUUUAAGAAAUAAAAAAGUAAAAGACAAUUUAGGCAAAGUAAAAACAAAAAAAAACUAUUCUCUAAAUCAACCAGAAUUCUUAAUGGUGAUGUAAAAAUACAAGAGGAAAACCAACAACAAUUUUUAAAUGUGGUUUUAGUUAACUAAACUCUUUAAAUGCUCUGCUGUUACUGUUACCGCUGCCAACGUCUCUUUAGCGUGUGAAGAGAUAAAUAUAUAAAUAAUAAAAAAGUUGAAGAUAUAUUAUAUAAAGCUUAUAACGAAUCUUUUCAUACCCAUCACUUACACUGAUCUUAAUAGUAAAAUUAAUGUGCAACAAGUGCGUGAGAGUUGAAAUUUUGGAGGCUCUAGUGAUUUUAUGUUUAUCUUAAAAUUUAUGGAUAAAGGACUCUUCAAUAGCUUUUUGCAGAUUAAUCGACUCCCGACGAGCGGCUCUUAAAAAUGUUGUUAUAUAUAUAUAGUACAAAAUGAACAAAUGAAGAUACAACACCUUAAACACACAUUGCACCGCAUUCAUAUGGCAAAUCAUUAGUAUAUUUACGAAAAUAAGAAACGUUUUUCAUCCUUUUUUGUUUUGGCUGACACAACAACACUCUUGCUAAGUAAUUCUCUGCAUCGUUUCUUAAAUUAUAUCACAAAUCGGCGGACAUCAAUCCUAACCUUAGUUGAAUAAUAAUUAAUGGGAAAAAUGCAAGUGCAAGUGCCUGAGCAUGUUGUGUCGCUAUAUGUGGCAACGUAUGGACAAAAUGGGCCCGGUUUAGGAUCUGAUGAAAAGGAAAUAAUAUUAUUGGUCUAUGUGAUUUUAGAAGCAACAACAGGUCAAAUUAUUGGUACCAAACAAAUUUUGGUACGUCCUGAUGGGUGCUUAUUCAAAGAUCGGACCAAUUCUGUAUCGUCGGAGACAUCGAAUUCGGCAAUAUCACCGCCACCACCACCAUCAUCAUCAACAACAACAUCAUCACAACCGAAAUCAUCAUUGGCCAUCACUUACACGGAUGCUAUCAACAAUGUUAACAAAAGUGUUAAUGGCUGCACGGCCAUUGGGGACAACGAAAACAUCACCAAUAAUUGUUCAAAUGCUCCAACAGCAACAAUUAUCACAAAUACAAAUGCUAAUAAUGUUUCAAGUACAGCACUAACGCCAAUUAUUAAUAACAACACCAUUAUCAGCAAUAAUAAUAGUAUCACAAAUGGACCAAAUUCCGAUUAUAAUGAACUUCCAAUAGUUAUAGCUCAAGCUGCCGGGAAGCCGUUACGCGAAGCCAUUGACGAGUUUGAUGAAUAUUUGCGUAUACUGUCGUUGAGUGACACCGAUUUUAAAUUAAUAACCGAUGGUCAAUUGCCUUUACGUCAGUGUUUACAUCGUGAGGCAUGCGUUAAGGAAAUCGAGUUACCCGCUUAUUAUAAUAAGUUUUCUGAUUUACGUAAAGAAUUCAAUCAUUUCAAGUCCGGCGAUUUAUCGCGUGCUCUAGUGCCCGUUAAAGAUAUUAAAAAAAUAUUGCAAUUACCGGCAACACAACUGCCGCAAAGUAUAGCGGAAAUGGUGAAAGAAUUAAACAUUACCGCCGGCGAUGAUAGUGAAUUUUAUAUGAAGGAAUGUCGUGAUAUGAUUUUGAUUAUACAACAUUUGCUCAAAGCAGGUCAUAAAUUUAUUGCAAACGAAACUGUGAAUUUGAUAUUAGAACCUGGUAUUUGCUCAAUUGAUGACGAAAUUGAUGGUAAUUGCAUUGUGAGAGCUCGUGGUUUACCCUGGCAGAGCAGUGAUCAGGACAUAGCCAAAUUCUUUCGAGGACUUAACGUAGCUAAAGGUGGCGUAGCUUUGUGUCUGUCGCCAUUGGGUCGCCGAAACGGUGAAGCUUUGAUACGAUUUAUAUCGCAAGAGCAUCGCGAUAUGGCUUUGAAACGUCACAAACAUCAUAUAGGCAAUCGUUACAUCGAAGUUUACCGAGCCACGGGGGAAGAUUUCCUAUCAGUGGCCGGUGGUGCCUCCAAUGAAGCACAAGCCUUCCUCUCGAAAGGAGCUCAAGUGAUCAUACGUAUGCGUGGUCUACCUUACGACUGUACUGCUAAACAAGUGCUGGAUUUCUUUACCAACGGUGAAAAUCCUUGUCAAGUUUUAGAUGGCACUGAAGGUGUAUUGUUUGUAAAGAAACCGGAUGGUCGUGCGACGGGAGACGCGUUUGUUUUAUUUGCUAAUGACACUGAUGCGCCAAAAGCAUUAGCUCGUCAUCGGGAAUCUAUAGGUCAACGUUACAUUGAAUUAUUUAGAUCGACUACAGCGGAAGUACAACAAGUUCUAAAUCGAUCCUUAGAUCCAAAAACAUAUGAAGCUAUUACUCAUCAGCCACCCUUAAUAGCUCAGCUACCGCCCAUGCAACUUUCGUUAUUGCCUCAGCAUCUGAUUACAUCCGGCACUACGAAGAACUGCAUACGCUUGCGGGGGCUACCUUAUGAGGCUUUAGUUGAACAUAUUCUACACUUUCUCGAUGAUUUUGCCAAACAUAUCAUUUAUCAAGGCGUUCAUAUGGUGAUUAAUGCUCAGGGUCAGCCUAGUGGUGAGGCUUUUAUACAAAUGGAUUCGGAAGAGUCUGCUCGAUUAUGUGCGCAACGUAAACACCAUCAGUUUAUGGUAUUUGGUAAAAAAUACCGCUACAUAGAAGUGUUUCAAUGCUCAGGUGACGACAUGAAUGCCGUUUUAAACGGUGGUUUACCGUCACCGGUACCAGCAGUCCAAACGCAUCCUCAUUUGUCGGCUGGUAAGCAGCCUUCUCUAUUGUCACCGGGUAUGUUAACACAACAGCAGCCGCCCAACGCACAAGCUAUAAGUACUCAUACGCAUGCCCAUCACACUCACGCUCAUGCUCAUGCUCAUGCCCAUGCUCAUGCUCAUGCUCAUACUUUGCAAUCACCGCCCUCGGUAGCGGCGGCAGUAGCCGCGCUUUCACAUCCUCCACACGUAGCUAUGCCUGCGGGAGCUGCUGCGGCCGUAGCCGCCACUCCCGGUAGCAUCUCCCCGUUUUUAACAGCUGCCGGGCCCCCCACUACCGUAGCACAUCCUUCCUUGGCCCAUAGUGCAGUAGCGGCCGCCGCAGCGGCCCAAACUGCUGCUCUGGCUAGUCCCCCUACCCAGUUGCAAUUACCGGCGGGAACAGCUUCGGCUGUUAGCCCUCAAGCCGCCAUGACAUUUCCUUUUAAUUUGUCUUUACCUCCUCCACCUUCGGCGGCCACUGCUGCCGCCAAUUCUGCUUUAAUAGCCCAACAGCAAGCUCAAUUUAUAGCUCAACAUAAUUUAUUGGCACGCCAACAAGCCGCUGCUGCGGCAUCUGCAGUUGAACAGCAUUCUCUCUAUACUAACGUGAGUCCCUUAUUUAUGCAACAUCCAGCUUCCCCAGCAGGAAGUUUGAGUACGGCAGCCAGUGCGACGCAUGCCGGACAUCCACAAUUUGUCUUUAUGCCGCGUCCUUAUUUUCAGCCCUUUCAAUUAGGUUAUAUGACCACAGCUCAGCAGGGCUAUCAGUUUAGCGGACUUAUGCCGCCACCGGCUGUUGCACCCAGCGGUAUGCAGAUGGCAGCGGCAAAUGCUGCAGCUAGCGUAGCCAGCAUACCACAUUCAAUGAAGCGCAGUUACGAAAGUGCUUUUCAACAAGAAGCUACGGCAGCAGCCGGAGCAGCCAAAAGAGCAUUAACAAGGCCACCAGGUAACAUAUAUUCGUUCUAUAAUCCGGGAGUUUAAUAAUGUCGAACGUGUCAGAUAUGUUGUACGAUUGUUACGAGUGAAAGAAUUUCAUCCGUCAUAGGCUGUUCUAUUGAACGCCUAAUUGGCUAAGAGUAGCCUUGAAAAUUCCGUUUUAUUUAUAGAUAUGACAUUCCCCAAUUUUGCCAGCUAAGCUUUAUUCAAAGCUAUUA